Solea solea (common sole) is the source of this 4539-nucleotide messenger RNA. RefSeq names its product ribosomal protein S6 kinase b, polypeptide 1a (gene rps6kb1a). The record is from RefSeq and is a predicted model, not a curated record. Bases 145 to 1674 code for a protein of 509 amino acids. Gene Ontology annotation, biological process: protein phosphorylation; signal transduction. The transcript is spliced from 15 exons. Lineage: Eukaryota; Metazoa; Chordata; Actinopteri; Pleuronectiformes; Soleidae. Gene Ontology annotation, molecular function: protein serine/threonine kinase activity; ATP binding.
AUCUCUUUUCGUCUUGUUUUGGUUUGCUGGAUGUGAGGCCACGCGUUCUGCUCCGCUAUACCCGGUUGUAGCGGGAACGGUUCUCCCAUGAGGUGGGGGAGCGGGUGUGUUUACUCGUUAGACGCAAACUGAAGUGCCGUGGUCAUGGCCGGGGUUUUCGACAUCGAUUUGGAUCAACCGGAUGAGAAAGUCUCUGACGACGAACUUGAGGACGGGGGCCAGCUCAGUGAGUACAUGGACCAGUGCACUGGCUUUGACUUUAACAUGGAUGACUGUGAGAAGUUUGAAAUUUCAGAGAACAGCGUGAACAAGGGAACAGAGCAGAUCAGGCCUGAAUGCUUUGAGCUGCUGAAAGUUUUGGGAAAAGGUGGCUAUGGAAAGGUGUUUCAAGUUCGAAAGGUAUCUGGUGCAACGUCUGGGAAGAUCUUUGCAAUGAAAGUUUUGAAGAAGGCCAUGAUCGUACGUAAUGCUAAGGACACAGCACACACCAAAGCUGAGAGGAACAUCCUGGAGGAGGUGAAGCAUCCUUUUAUUGUGGACCUUAUCUAUGCCUUCCAGACAGGUGGAAAGUUGUACCUCAUUCUGGAGUAUCUGAGCGGAGGAGAGCUGUUCAUGCAACUGGAAAGAGAGGGCAUCUUUAUGGAAGACACAGCAUGUUUUUACCUGGCUGAGAUCUCGAUGGCACUGGGUCACUUGCACCAGAAGGGCAUCAUCUACAGAGACCUGAAACCUGAGAACAUCAUGCUCAACAACAACGGGCAUGUGAAGUUGACAGACUUUGGUCUAUGCAAAGAGUCCAUCCAUGACGGAACAGUCACCCACACCUUCUGUGGAACUAUUGAAUACAUGGCUCCAGAGAUCCUAAUGAGGAGUGGACACAACCGGGCAGUGGACUGGUGGAGUCUGGGAGCUCUCAUGUAUGACAUGCUAACAGGCGCACCACCAUUCACUGGGGAAAACCGAAAGAAGACAAUUGACAAAAUCUUGAAAUGCAAACUUAAUCUCCCACCUUACCUCACACAAGAAGCCAGGGACCUUCUGAAAAAGCUGCUGAAACGAAACGCCUCAAUGAGACUCGGAGCUGGACCUGGUGAUGCUGCUGAGGUCCAGGCUCACGCGUUCUUCCGACACAUAAAUUGGGAUGACCUCCUUGCUCGCAAAGUAGAGCCUCCAUUUAAACCUUUCCUGCAAUCGGCUGAUGACGUCAGCCAGUUUGACUCCAAGUUCACCAGCCAGACUCCAGUAGACAGCCCUGAUGACUCCACACUCAGUGAAAGUGCCAAUCAAAUCUUCCUGGGUUUCACAUAUGUAGCCCCAUCUGUGCUGGAAAACGUCAAAGAGAAGUUCUCGUUCGAACCCAAAGUCCGCUCACCACGGAAGUUCCCAGGAAGCCCAAGAACACCUGUGAGUCCGGUGAAGUUUGCGAGAGGAGACUGUUGGCCCAGGGGACCCACACUGAUGGGCAGCUCAUCCCUGCUGUCACCAGCCUCUGGAGAGCAACAGAUGGACGGUUCCGCUGUGGAGCAAAUGGACACGAGCAGCAGCAGCGGCGCCUCCGAGGCCUCUGCACCACUUCCCAUCAGGCACCCUUCAGGCAUGAAUGCUGGGCUUUACAAGAAGCAGGCCUACCCCAUGAACUCCAAGCGACCUGAACAUCUACGCAUGAAUCUAUGACGCUUGGCUUUCCUGCGAACAUUAGGAUUCCUUCCAAUUUCCCCUUCCCUUUAACCUUUUUUUUCUUUUCUUUUUUUAAAGACUUGUAGAAAUUUUAAAAAUUGACUGAUGCUGUCAACGCCGAUCACCAGCUCUUCCAGCAGCGCCUUCUUCUCUUUGGCCUACGAUAUUCACCGAUUCAGCUUGACCUCCUCAGCCUGUCACAGAUAAUCAGCUGUUACCUUAUGCUGCUUUUCCACUACAUGGUCCCGCCGUCACCUCAGCAUGGGCGGAGUCAUCACAGCAGCCGUGACUUCGUUUUAUACACGAGACACACAAACUAGUGACUUGUAAAGCAAUUGUUUACGAUUUUCUGAAUCAUUAGAAUCCGUUAAUUAAAAAGAUUAGUUCAGCUGUUCCUGCAUGACCGGGGUACAGACUCCGUCUGACACAGUCACAGUACUAAAAUACAGCGGUAGGGUUUGUGAUGCGGCUCGUCGCUCUUGAUCGCUGGCUUUCAGCAGUGCUGUUGCUAAAGAUUCGCCUGUUAAAUAUUGAGAUUUUAGACAUUUCUGUCUAAGUCUUUUUAACUGAUCUACAGUUCGGCAUUGUUCGGUUUGAUUCUAGUGUGGGACGUCAUGCUCCUGCCUCUUCCAGUGACGGCACACGUAAUAUUGCCUCAUGCUCGCUUGGAAACUCGCCAGAGCAGGUACUGAAAAAAGAACCAGGUACUAUCGCUAAUGGAAACGCAAAAUAGCUGUGCAGAGGCGAGGCGAGUCACGCUGGGACCAUGUAGUGGAAAAGCCCGUUAGUCUUCACAUGUCUGUUAAAAAGGCAGGUUUCUGUGAUAGAUGAAUCAUUUCUGAAUUUUUUUCUAACCUAAGUAUGAACUAUACCCUCAUGUAAAUGUGAAACUCAAAUUGAAACCAUUUAGGUAAAAUAACAUAAUACAUACAGUAAGUCAGUGUUUAUACCCUCUAAUAAUUGCUUCUGAAGCACUGAUGAGUGAAAGAUAUGGAGUGGGAAAUCUCUGGGAUGACCCGAAGAGGACAGUGCAGAGGAGACACCCCCUACAAUCUGACAGCUGACAGACCGCAAACCAAAAAUAGACUGAGUGCUCUACUUAAAAUCAAAAGGUUACCUCAACACAGUUUUUUUUUCCACCCAGGUUAUUAUCAGGUGUAUUUUCUUUUGUUCCUAAAUGGCUUCAGUUUGUUUCUCACUUGGAUGUUUACAGGUUGUAGAUCACAUUAUAGAUUUUGAAAAUCACAAAAAUCUGCCACAUGGUUUGACAGGCUUGGUGUUGCGAGAGAGGAAUUACGCAGCCAACAUGUCUGUUGACAUCAAGUUGAGUAAUUCCAGCAAAUGAGGGUGCUGGGUCUGUUUCAGUGUGAUAUACUGGCAUUAUAAUAUGUAUUACUGGUGCUCUUCUAUCCUCAUGUCUGGACAAUGUUACCUUUUAGUGUUUAUGACUUGUUGCCUCCACCACAAGAGAUUUGGGUUCUAUGGGCUUUUAUUGUUUUCCUCAACAUGCCAGAUUUAUUUUUGUUUAAUGACCACCCUGUGAUAAGAAUUUACAGUUUAGAUUAAGUAAAAUAACGACAUAAAAAUUCCAGUGAACACAAGCAUUCCUGUAUGUUUGAGGAAGAAAAUCACUUUGCCUUUGGAGGUCUUCUACCGCUACCGAUUACAAAUUCUGGCAACGCUUUUUUAUUUUUGCAGAAUGGAAGGUCUCCUGUAGUUAGCCUGUCCAGAAGCACUGUACAGUUACUUUGAGCUGAAUGUAAACACACUUUUAAUGCCUUUUAACACGUUAAGUUGCGAUUCAGCUUAAUUUUUACCUCCAGUACAGAUGCAGCCUUGUCACAGUCACAGAGACCAACGGUCACUGACACAGAAUAGGUCUGGUUAGAUUUAUAUCACUGCCUUUUACUUGAGGAUGCGUUCAUGUCUUCUGUUUCUCACGUGUGCUCUUUGUGCCCAGACACUAGUCACACAGCUGUCUGUCAUGGUGUUAAACCCAGACUCAUGAGUGAAACAGCUUCUAAGAUGUUUUUUAAAUGAUAUGUUUGACCUGUUCGUGCUACAUCCUAAACAAGUUUGCAGCCUAAACACCGUAUCCGAUGUAGUUAUAGAAAUUGAAAAUUAAACACAUGGAGAGGAGUCUCUUGCAUUUUAAAUACUUGAUGUUUUCAAUUGACCGAUGAAACUGUUAUUGAACCAAAUGAUUUUUGUCUCGACAGAAGGUUCAAAAGUAAACCUGUUUUUUCCUCAUACGUUCUUCAUCAUAUGUUAUUUUCCCACAUUGAAACUGGGAUACAUUUUAAUGUUUCAUUAGGUUAUAGUCCAUAUUUUUUCUACAUAGGUGUUAAGUUUUAAUAUUCAUAUUCAUUAUGUUACGCACAAGUGAUUUAUCUUGUUGCUCAUUCCAUUUUUUUAUUCCAUUUGGUUUCUUUGUUUAUAUUUAUUUAAAGCACCCGUUUACCACUACAUUUUUCAUAUUAUGCUAUCUAGUAUUUAUUAUGUUGCAGAUUAUGUGGUCAUCUUAUUUUGCAUUUUUAUUUUUGGAAUAUUUUGCAAGCAUGUAGAGUAUGAUUUUCUUUCUUACAGCAACUUCAGAAGCAGCUUUUUUUUAUUCUUAAAUUGAGGAUGUUGACAAUGUUUUACAGUAUUUAUUGUUAAUCAUCAUUUGGGGUUUUCUUGCUAGACUUUUUGCAGUGCUUACCAUGAGAGCUGUUUAUUGUGGAUAAAACUGAUGCAAAAACCAAUGAGAUUAGCGUUGUGCCUUUUAAGUACACUGUGUAUGUGGAUACAGUAUGCUGUAUAUUGUGUUUGUGGAAAAGGCUGAAAGUUGAUCCAUAAAGUUCACAUACUGUUAGAUCUCAA